AUGCAAGAUCGUGUCGAGGGGGAUGGGCCAGCACAGGCUCCACCUAGUACUAUUGUCACCCCAGUGCUUCAAGAUACCUUGGCUCGUAUGUUAGGAAUCCAAGAGGGGAUGGCUCAGGUAGGAGCUUUGCCUGUCACUUCUGAUGGCUCACAGACCCAUGUUGGAGGUCAGACCUCAGAUCCGAUAGUUGCUCUAGAUUCUCAGACUCUUAGGACUCAGCCAGCUGCUGUUGUAGCUCCUCGUUUUGAUAGUAUGGAGUUUACAGAUAUUGCAUCACAUUUAGCAAACAGAAUUUCUAUGACCAUUGAUCAGCAAAACAAAUUUGGGAGGUUCAGACUAAUGAAUCCUCCUACUUAUAUUGUGAGAGGGAGUGCAAGAGGGACGAGUUUGAGGGUUUUGCAGCAAGGUGGUAUAUCAGUUAUAGAGUAUGAGGGUAAAUUUCAUGCCUUGGAUAGGCAUGCUUCAAUGAUACAUCCCAUAGAGGUUGAGAGAGUGAGAAGGUUUGUUAAGGGGCUGAUUAUUCUGAUUCACCUAGGAGUUUCUCAGGUUGCUGCUUCUGGUGUUCCAUUCCAGAAAGUGGUAGAUGUUGCUAAGGAGUUGGAGAUGAUUCGGCGUGAGGGAUUUGAGCAGCGUGAGGGCAAGAGGACUCAUUAUUCAGGUGAUUAUGGUGGUGCUCCACCUAGGAGUCGAUGUUACUUGGGAAGAGGUUCUCACCCUCGGUCCAGCAGACCCAUUCAUGCUGCUAUACCAGCGUUUGAGACUGGUUACCCUAGGCGUAGAUCUUCGAGCUCAGUGCAUACUUCACAGGGUUCACCUUCUAGACCUAUACCUGCAUCUCGUAGGGGCUAUUUUGAGUUUGGUGAUAUGGGACACUAUGUGAGAGACUGCCCUAGGACCAGACGUGGUGGCUUACAUCAGAGUUCUCAGGCUUCGACUUCUAGGGCUGCACAACCUCCGGCUAUGGGUGGUGCACAAAAUGGUAGAGAUAGUUCUCAUUCAGGUAGAGGUGUUUCUCCUUCUGGUCGAGGUGGUGGUCGUGGAGGUAUUAUUCCGGUUUGUCAUCGACCAGCUACUGUAUUAUUUGAUCCAGGCUCUACUUAUUCUUAUGUGUCCACAUAUUUUGCACCUACUCUGGAUAUAUUAUGUGAGUAUCUUGAUUUUCCGAUAUACGUUUCUACUCCUGUCGGGGAUUCUGUAGUGGUAGAUCGGGUGUAUCGAUUAUAUUGGUUAUCUUAUUACCAUGCAAUUAUAAAUUACUAUGCCAAGACAAUCACUUUAGCUAUGCCUGGAAUUCCAGUAGUAGAAUGGAGAGGUCUUCCACUAGAUCGUGAUAUUGAUUUUUGUAUUGAUGUGGAUCUAGGCACUCAGCCUAUUUCCAUUCCUCCUUAUCGUAUGGCACCGGCUGAAUUGAAAGUGUUGAGGGAGCAGUUGCAGGAUUUGUUGAGCAAAGGUUUUAUUAGACCGAGUGGUGCUUCAGUUUUCUCCAAGAUUUAUUUGAGAUCUGGUCAUCACCAGCUGAAGGUUAGGGCGGAAGAUAUCCCUAAGACAGCUUUUCGAACACGUUAUGUCCAUUACGAGUUUUUGGUGAUGUCUUUUGGAUUGACUAAUGCCCCUGCAGCUUUUAUGGACUUGAUGAAUGGAGUUUUCAGACCGUAUUUAGAUUCAUUUGUUAUUGUCUUCUUAGAUGAUAUAUUGAUAUACUCACGCACUAAGGAGGAACAUGAACAUCAUUUGAGGAUCGUGCUUGGGAUUCUAAAGGAGAAGCUUUAUGCAAAGUUUUCGAAGUGUGAGUUCUGGCUCAGUUUGGUAGCAUUCUUGGGACAUGUAGUGUCCAAGGAGGGUAUUAUGGUGGACCCUAAGAAGAUCGAGGCGGUUAGAGAUUGGGUCAGACCUGCUUCAGUCACUGAGAUUCAGAGUUUUUUUGGCCUUGCUGGUUAUUAUAGACGGUUUAUAGAGGGUUUCUCAUCCAUUGCAUCUCCAUUAACUAGAUUGACACAGAAGGAGGUGACUUUUCAGUGGCCUAAUGAGUGUGAGGUUAGUUUCCAAAAUCUCAAGACUUUAUUGACUACUGCUCCGAUUUUGACCCUACCCGUGGAGGGAGAGGGUUUUGUUGUAUAUUGUGAUGCUUCUCGGAUUGGUAUGGGUUGUGUAUUGAUGCAAAAGGGAAAGGUGACAGCUUAUGCGUCGAGGCAGUUGAAGAUCAUCGUAGUCUCCAGUAUAUUCAAUAAGAGAUAUCUCACUUUGAGGCAGCGGAGAUGGUUGGAGUUGCUCAAGGACUACGACAUGACUAUUCUUUAUCAUCCAGGUAAGGCAAAUGUUGUAGCAGAUGCCUUGAGUCGGAAGGCAGUAAGUAUGGGUAGUCUAGCCAUGUUACAGGGUAGCGAGCGUCUUUUAGCUAGGGAUUUCCAAUCCUUGGACAAUAGCUUUGUGAGACUUGAUAUUUCAGAAUCUGGUAGGGUGUUUGCUUAUAUGGAGGCUAGGUCAUCCUUGUUGGAGCAUAGUCGAGCUCAACAGUUUGAUGAUGGUGACUUAUGUAAGUUUAGGGACAAGCAAGUGAAGUAUGAACACCAAAAGCCCGGAGGUGUGACACAAAGGAUGUCUAUACCUGAGUGGAAGUGGGAGCGUAUUGCUAUGGACUUUGUGGUAGGAUUGCCACGCACCUUGGAUCGUGGCACCCAAUUUCCAUCUCAUUUCUGGCGGUCUAUGCAGAAGGAGUUGGGCACUCGGGUGGAUCUCAGUACAACCUUCCACCCUCAGACUGAUGGUCAGUCUGAACGGACUAUUCAGGUUUUUGAGGACAUGUUGUGUGCAUGUGUGAUUGACUUUGGUGGUCACUGGGAUCAGUUCUUGCCAUUAACGGUGAGAUGUCGAUCUCCAAUUAGAUGGUUUGAUGCAUUUGAGGUUAGACCGUGGGGUACAGAUUUGCUGAGGGAGUCCUUGGACAAGGUCAAAUUGAUCCAAGAUAGACUUCUCAUGGCUCAAAGUAGGAAAAAGAGUUAUGCAGAUAGGAAGGUUCAUGAUUUGGAGUUUAUGGUUGGAGAGAGGGUUCUAUUGAAGUUGGCUUUGCCACUUGGAUUGUCAGGCGUCCAUCCUGUAUUUCAUAUUUCGAUGUUGAAGAAGUAUCAUCAGGGUGGUGCUCAUGUGAUACAAUGGGAUUCAUUGUUACUUGAUCAAAAUUUGACUUUUGAGAAAGAGCCGGUUACCAUUUUGGAUAGACAAGUUCGAAAGUUGAGGUCAAAAGAGAUUGCUUCAGUAAAGGUUCAAUGGAAGCAUCGUCUACAUGGAGACAGAGUAAGACAUGAGGAGUAA
Messenger RNA from Solanum pennellii, 3309 nucleotides. RefSeq lists its product as uncharacterized. Gene Ontology annotation, molecular function: nucleic acid binding. The transcript is spliced from 12 exons. The record is from RefSeq and is a predicted model, not a curated record. The coding region runs from base 1 to 3309 and encodes 1102 amino acids. Lineage: Eukaryota; Viridiplantae; Streptophyta; Magnoliopsida; Solanales; Solanaceae.